Molecule: messenger RNA, 2379 nt
Organism: Betta splendens (Siamese fighting fish)
Lineage: Eukaryota; Metazoa; Chordata; Actinopteri; Anabantiformes; Osphronemidae
Gene: tnfrsf1a
Product: tumor necrosis factor receptor superfamily, member 1a
Exons: 10
Coding region: 167-1333 (388 amino acids)
Biological process (GO): signal transduction; inflammatory response
Cellular component (GO): membrane raft; signaling receptor complex; mitochondrion
Molecular function (GO): tumor necrosis factor binding; tumor necrosis factor receptor activity
Source: RefSeq, a predicted model, not a curated record
CCUACGCGUUCUCUGCCGAGGGCAACGACGGCCGCCGCGCCGCUUCCUUAAACAGAAGCAUGUUAAAUGAAAUAUAAGGCUUUCGUGCACGUCGACCUUUGAACCUGUACAGACAGAUGAUCAGCGGCGGGGCUUCAGGUGUUUGUUUUGUGAUGGACUGAGGUAAAUGUGGAACAUGAAUUGCGGGCACAGAGGAAGUUGGAGCCUGACGCUGCUCCUCCUGUGCACGUUAACCCCCCUAGUGACAUCACAGACCUGCCCUCCCGGGGACUAUGUCAGUGAAACAGGAAUCUGCUGCAACAAGUGUUCUCCUGGUUUUAAACUCGUUCGAGAGUGCAAUGCCACUGGCCACAGGAGCUCAUGCGUCGUGUGUCCGAAGGAACAAUACACGGAUCAGAUGAACUACGUCAAAAACUGCAGGAGUUGCAUACGCUGCAAAGACUCAGACAAUAAAGAACAGGAGUCGCCAUGCGAAAAACACCGAAACAGAGUUUGCCGCUGUAAGGAGGGUUUUUACAAAUCCAUGAUCGACUCCGAGACGUUCGACUGUCUCAAAUGCAAAAUAUGUGGAUCGGAGGAAACGGUAAAACAAACAUGUUCACCAGAGAAGAACACUCAGUGUGCGUGCAAGGAGAACUACUACAGACACAACAAAAAGUGUGAGCCGUGCAAAGCUUGCAGCCCAGAGUGCCGCCAUUUAUGUCCCGAGCCGACCAAGCCCGCAACUUUGACCACAACCAAAGAAGGUACCGGACCAGAGCUUCUCAAAAUAAUGGCCGUGUGUGCAGCGCCUGUGCUCGUCCUGCUCAUUCUGGUCACCGUCGUCACCUACGUGGCGACAAAGAGGUCGACCAAGAAGAAGCUGCGCCGUCCGUCCUCCGAUCCGCGCAGCAUUUCCCAGGACUCGUGCAAGCAGGUCCUGAUUGUGGACGAGGAGCCGUGCAGCGAGCACAGUGUCCAGGCUGUUGCUCUGGUGCCCGAGAGCGAACAGGAGUCGUGCAAACUCCCCGACUGCGUCCCCCUGGAAGUCAAUAUCCCCGACCUGAUCUACGCCGUGCUGGAUCUGGUACCUGUGCAGCAGGUGAAGCAACUCGUUCGCACUCUCGGCGUGCGGGACACGGAGAUCGAGCAGGCGGAGAUGGACCACCGGGGCUGCCGCGAAGCCCACUACCAGAUGCUGCGGGCGUGGGCCGAGAGGGGCCCGCCCGGGGGCAGGGGGGGGCGGGGCCGGGUUGUCUGCCGGCCGCAGCUGGAGGGGCUGCUGGAGCAGCUGAGGAGGAUCCACCUGGGACGAGCGGCGGAGGAGCUGGGGACGAAGUACGGCCUCGCGUGACGGGAGGAACAUGGACGCGCAUGAAACCAAGUGUUGUCGGUCCCUGGAGAGACUCGCUCACGGGCGGCUUCAAAGCCUCACAGCGUGCACACACGCGCGCACACACACACGCACACACACACACACACACACACACGGUGCUAGCACAAGCCAGGCCAGCUGCACUCUACCUCUCGCCACGGAGACGACUCAUGCAAACUACUGAAGGUUUCAGGGAAGUGGGGGACGAGCAGAACGAUUCCUGCUGUCUGUCCUUUGUUUAUGACUCAUGGGAGCACACAGUAUGUAUCACGAAUGAAUACACGCCGUACACGGGAGAAGGAUACUGAUCGCCUCGUUCAAACUUUUGACAGAAAAAAAUUUCCCAAAACGUCCCAGACGUUUGUGGAGGACGGUGAAAAACGAUGCUCUAUAUCUUUAAUAUCACUAUACUGAUGGGGAACAAAGGGUUUUUAUGAUUUCAUUUUAAGACUGGUUGAUGUGAAAUGCAUCAUCGGUCGGUUUGUAUUGUAUUAUCAAACGUCUUUAUCAUUUUACCGUUUGUAUUGUAGGACCAUUAAGCUACGCCGUUAGUAAAUGCACUAUCGCAGUCUAUGUUAGAUUUCAGCACAGGGAGGUGCACCUUUAAAUGCUGGAGGGGUCAGUUAAAUAUUAGCGCUUUAAAAAUAUUCCCUGGUUCUACUGUUGAGCCAGAAUGAUGAAUGUAAGCGGGUUGUUGUCUCCCUGCGUGGAGACGGGACCCGGCUCCCUCGUUCCAGCCACAGCCUUCGUCGAAGCCCCGUCAUACAAGCAUUAUGCCUCUUAGGAGAAGGCGACACGCCUCGACUCAGCCAAGUACCGAUGUCGGCAUCAGCCUGUCCAUCGCAACCCCGACCGCUCGCACUCCUCCAGGCAGGACACCACAGCCUUCACAGCACUUUCCUGCAGCACGGACCAAUUCUACUUUAUCAGACACACAUUUAUCAGUUUUACAGUCAAUGUGCCGGGGAGCGGUUACAGUCGCUUGUUACUGUGUAAACUUGUAAUAAAUGUGUCAUAUGUCUUUA